AUUUCAAUCAAUCAGUGCAGCAACUAUAAAAUCGAUAACAACAAUGUCUAACGUCCCAACAAGACUUCGUGAUUUGUUGACCGAUGCCAUGGCCACUCCUCAACGUCUAUCCCAUCUGUUGGUGAAAGCUUUGGGCGGUAGCGUCCUUCCGGAGGAUCAUCCUCUGGGGUUGGGCCAUCGCUAUCGUACAGACUAUAAUCACCCACUGCAGGAAAUAAUCAAAAGCAAGGACGAAGUAAACGAACAGGACCUACACCAGCUGGUGAAGCUUAGCAAGGAUGGCUUCCUGGCCAAUGUUGACGUUUCGCAUUUCAUUCCGGAAGAGAUCACUGUGAAGCAUGACGACGGUUGGAUUACGGUCGAGGGAAAGCAUGAGGAGCGUCCUGACGAUCAUGGUACCGUGUCGCGACAUUUCGUUCGAAAGUAUCGACUGUCGGAGGGACACGACACGGAUAAGGUGCUCUCGACGAUUUCAUCCGACGGAGUGCUAACAAUCAGGGCACCCCGAUUGGCCAUGAAAGGAUCGGGAAAGGAGUGCAAGGUUUCAGUGGUGCAGCCGGGCAAACGUGCCAAAGCCGAUGGGGAACAGGACGAAGCCAUACAGCGGAACGAUGCCAAGAAGGUUAAGCAGUGAAGUAAGCCGUCAUUUCUUUAAUGUGGUUUAGA
Molecule: messenger RNA, 666 nt
Organism: Ochlerotatus camptorhynchus
Lineage: Eukaryota; Metazoa; Arthropoda; Insecta; Diptera; Culicidae
Product: heat shock protein 23-like
Exons: 1
Coding region: 44-634 (196 amino acids)
Biological process (GO): protein refolding; response to heat
Cellular component (GO): nucleus; cytoplasm
Source: RefSeq, a predicted model, not a curated record